AUGGUCAAUUCAAAGCUGCUGGCCCGGCCAGCUCUGCGACUGUCAGCUGCAGCCUCUCGCCGACCUCUGUCCGCCCUUUCACAGCAUCAAUUCACCCGCCUAACGCGUCCUAUCCUCUCGUCAGCUAUUGCCCAGGCCGUUCCCCGACGCACCUAUGCACAGGCUGCUGCUCCCGCCUCGUCUCCUGCUCCCGCACCAAAGAAGAGAUUUAGAUUGUUCAGAUGGUUCUACAGGCUAAUACUACUGUCAUUGCUGGGAGGAGUGGGCACGCUGGGAUACAGCAUCUAUUCUCUGCGUCAUCCCGCAGAGCAGUUCGUCCCGGACCCGGAGAAGAAGACAUUGGUCAUCCUGGGCACCGGAUGGGGCUCCGUCUCACUCCUCAAGAAGCUCGACACCGAAAACUACAAUGUCGUCGUCAUCUCCCCGCGCAAUUUCUUCCUCUUCACCCCUCUUCUGCCAUCAUGCACCACCGGCUUGAUUGAGCACCGCUCGAUCAUGGAGCCCGUCCGCAACAUCCUUCGACACAAGGCCGCGACUGUCAAGUACUACGAAGCCAAAGCCACCAAGAUUGACUAUGAGAGGAGAGUGGUGCAGAUUAGCGACGAAUCAGAGAUCCAAGGCGAAACUUCCAAGACUGAAGUGCCAUUCGACAUGCUUGUCGUGGGAGUCGGUGCGGCCAAUGCGACGUUCGGUAUCCCCGGAGUUGAAGAACACUCGUGCUUCUUGAAAGAAGUUGGCGAUGCGCAAAAGAUCCGAAAGCGAAUCAUGGACUGCGUUGAGACCGCCAUCUUUAAGGAUCAGACCCCGGAGGAGGUCAAACGCCUUCUUCACAUGGUAGUGGUUGGCGGAGGUCCAACCGGUGUUGAGUUCGCGGGCGAACUUCAAGAUUUUUUCAACGAGGACCUCAAGAAAUGGGUUCCUGAUAUCAAGGAUAACUUCCACGUCACUCUAGUUGAGGCUUUGCCGAAUGUACAGCUGCCAUGUUCUCCCCAUGUUCUCCAAGCAGCUCAUCGACUACACCGAAUCUACUUUCAAAGAAGAAGCCCAUUACGAUCCGCACCAAGACCAUGGUCAAGAAUGUUACAGAGAAAUACAUUGAAGCCGAAAUUUCGAACCCCGAUGGCACCAAGGAAAUUGAAAAGAUUCCCCUACGGCCUCCUUGUCUGGGCCACCGGUAACGCUGUUCGCCCCGUUGUCAAGGACCUCAUAAGCCAGAUCCCCGCCCAGAAGAAUUCCCGCCGUGGCCUCGCCGUCAACGAAUAUCUCGUCGUCAACGGAACCGAAAACAUCUGGGGCGUUGGCGAUUGCGCCAUCACCAACUAUGCCCCAACCGCACAGGUCGCCAGUCAAGAAGGCGCAUUCCUAGCCAGGCUCUUCAACACCAUGGCCAAAACCGAAGCCAUCGAGAAAGACCUAAAGAAACUUUCCAUCGCGCAUACUCCCACCAGGGCAGUCUGGCGUACAUCGGGCAAGGAACGCGCCGUUGCGGAUAUCAGCUGGCUCAGCGGGAACAUUGCUAGCGGUGGAACUCUGACGUAUCUCUUCUGGCGUAGCGCCUAUCUGAGCAUGUGCUUCAGCACGCGUAAUCGUGUUCUAGUCGCAUUCGACUGGAUCAAAGCUAAACUCUUUGGCCGCGAUGUCUCUCGCGAGUAA
Molecule: messenger RNA, 1653 nt
Organism: Uncinocarpus reesii 1704
Lineage: Eukaryota; Fungi; Ascomycota; Eurotiomycetes; Onygenales; Onygenaceae
Exons: 6
Coding region: 1-1653 (550 amino acids)
Molecular function (GO): NADH dehydrogenase activity
Source: RefSeq, a predicted model, not a curated record